AGGAAUUCUACGUCACUGAUGAAGUGGCAAUGAUGGAGGCUAGUCCGGAAUCAACAGCGAGUUCACUGCUGAAAUCUGAGUGCUACACCGAUUUCCUAAAAGAGGAUUUUGAUGUGAAGACGUACACAGCUCAAGCCAUUCAUCAUGCUGUCAUUGCAGAGCAGCUGGCGAAGCUGGCAGAGGGCAUCAGUCAGCUGGACAAAGAGCUGCACAGCCAGGUUGUGGCCAGACAUGAAGAUCUGCUAGCUCAGGCAACCGGGUUCGAAUCUCUCGAAGGUGUCUUACAAAUGAUGCAGACCAGGAUCGCAGCUCUCCAGAGUGCUGUGGACAGGAUAAGAACUAAAAUCGUUGACCCUUAUAAUAAGAUUGUGACGCGGACAGCCCAGCUCGCCCGUUUACAGGUGGCGUGUGACCUGUUGAGGAGGAUUAUUCGUAUCCUGUACCUGAGCAAGCGACUGCAGGGGCAGCUGCAGGGGGGCAGCAGAGAGAUCACGAAAGCUGCCCAGAGCCUCAACGAGCUGGAUUACCUGUCCCAAGGUGUUGAUCUGUCAGGUAUUGACGUCAUCGAAAAUGACCUGCUGUUCAUCAGCCGAGCUCGUCUGGAGGUGGAGAACCAAGCCAAACGGUUACUGGAGCAGGGCAUGGAAAUUCAGAAUCCGUCUCAGGUGGGGACAGCCCUACAGGUGUUUUACAACCUCGGCAAUCUGAGAGAGACCAUAAGAAGUGUGGUGGAUGGAUACAGGACAUCUGUGCAGGAGAAUGUUGUCAAUGCCCUGGACAUUAAAGUCCUUACUCAACCUGCCAGCACCAGAGGUGCCCCUGGCAGAGCCAUCAUGCCCACUCCAGGGAACACCGCUGCAUUUCGAGCUGCCCUUUGGACAAAUUUAGAGAAACUAAUGGACCAGAUCUGUGCAGCGUGUGGUCAGGUGCAACAUCUACAGAAGGUUCUAACCAAAAAGAGGGACCCGGUGUCUCAUGUCUGCUUUAUUGAUGAGAUUAUCAAGGAUGGGCAGCCUGACAUCUUGCACACCUUCUGGAGUUCAGUCACUCAGACGCUUUCCGAGGAGCUGCAGAAAGCCACAGCUGCAUCAACCUUCCUGAAGCAGGCCCUGGAGGGAGAGUACCCCAAACUCUUGAGGCUGUAUAAUGAGCUCUGGAAGAGGCUGCAGCAGUACAGCGCGAGCAUACAGGGGGCGCUAGUGAGCAGUGGUGCAGGUCUAGAUGUGGAACUGCAUCUGUCAGAGCAUGACACCGAAGAUCUGUUCACUCGGACCAAACCAGACUAUGAGUGAGUACUACACACAAGGGGAAGC
Messenger RNA from Carassius auratus (goldfish), 1313 nucleotides. RefSeq names its product conserved oligomeric Golgi complex subunit 5-like. The transcript has 12 exons. Gene Ontology annotation, cellular component: COG complex. NCBI's taxonomy places the organism in Eukaryota, Metazoa, Chordata, Actinopteri, Cypriniformes, Cyprinidae. Gene Ontology annotation, biological process: intra-Golgi vesicle-mediated transport. The record is from RefSeq and is a predicted model, not a curated record. Bases 30 to 1292 code for a protein of 420 amino acids.